GUCCGGCAACGUUGUCCUGCAAGAUGGCGGCGCCCUGCGUUGCUGCCAUGAAGAAAGAUUGCUGCGCAUUUUAAAGCGUCAUAAGUGCAAACUUAGUGGCGGGCGACGACGUCGCGCAGCGUUACCUCGUCCAUGUCUUUGUUCGCAAUUCUAGGUUUAAGUGAAGCGAAAUAAGUCGCGGGUAAUUUCAACAAGAUGCGGUACGCGCAGCUCGUCAUGGGUCCUGCUGGAAGCGGCAAGAGCACCUACUGCAGCACCAUCGCCAAGCAUUGCGAGGCCGUCGGCCGCACCGUGCACGUUGUCAACCUGGACCCGGCGGCCGAGUACUUCGACUACGACGUUUCGUUCGACAUCCGGACUCUGAUACACGUCGACGACGUCAUGGAAGACGAGGAGCUCAGGUUCGGUCCCAACGGGGCUCUCGUGUUCUGUUUCGAGUACCUGACCGAAAACGUGGAGUGGCUUCAGGAACAGCUCGGCGACGACAGCGACGACUACUUCCUCUUCGACUGCCCCGGCCAGAUCGAGCUCUACACUCACCUGGACGUCAUGAAGCGACUCAUCCGAACGCUCGAGACCUGGGAGUUCCGGGUGUGCGGCGUGUUUCUGAUCGACUCGCAGUUCUUGGUCGACACGUCCAAGUUCUUCUCGGGCGUCCUGUCGGCGCUCGCCGCCAUGGUCAACUUCGAGAUACCGCACGUGAACGUCAUAACCAAGAUGGACCUACUGAACAAGGCGGGACGCAGGAAAAUCGGCCGCUUCCUCGAACCCGACGCCAGCUUGCUGCUGGAAGACGAUAGGCUGGACGAGAGGAACGCGCGGCUCUCGGAGGCCAUUGCCAAGGUCGUCGAAGAGUACAGCCUCGUCAAGUUCAUGCCGCUGAACAUCAAGGUGGAGGAGAGCAUCGGCGAUCUGCUGCUCGUCAUAGACAACGCCAUCCAGUACGGUGAAGACUUGGACGUUAAGACGCACGACUUCGAUCAGGCGGAUCGAGACGGUGACGGUGACAUGCCCUACGGUCUGGUCGAUUGACGAGGCUCUGUGCAUAAGAAGACUGGCGCGCUCACCCUGUAACGUACAAUGGGUCGCUGGUGAAUGCAAUUCUUCAGUGUGAUUCCUUCUUGAAAUCAUGACACAAUCAUAAAUAUCGUACUUUUAAUAAGGUGUUCAGGUGCGCUCAUGUGCAACCUGCCAGCGCUACAUCAUGACGCUGAAAAACCAUCUUUUACAGCGUGCGAGGUAUGCACUUCAGCUGCCACUCAAACACUUCAUGAAGCAGCACAUUCAUUGUAUGGGGAAUUAAAUUAUGGCCUAAUCUUUUGGUUCUUCUUUUAUACGUAGAAGCGAUACUACGACUCGCUCACCAACUGCAGUGUUGUUUUCAUUGGCUAAGAAACAGUGCACACGUGGAAUAAUAGCUAAAAGAUGCAUGAUGAUUUGCACGUGUUUGCACUAUUGCUGUCUUUUAGCCAUCGUGCUUUAUAUUGCUUCAUUGGGCAUAUUAUUUCAAGGAGGCUUGCUUGGCAAUGACCAACAUAUUUAUGUGAUGCUGUUAAGUAUAAGCACUGCACUAUAAAUGGAAUUUUCAUUUUGUUUUAA
Molecule: messenger RNA, 1599 nt
Organism: Dermacentor andersoni
Lineage: Eukaryota; Metazoa; Arthropoda; Arachnida; Ixodida; Ixodidae
Product: GPN-loop GTPase 3
Molecular function (GO): GTPase activity
Source: RefSeq, a predicted model, not a curated record